UGUACGCAGCGUUGCGGCAGUCUUGCGUCAAGGUCUCGGCGUUGGUAGGUGACGGAUAAGGUGGUGAGCCCAGCGCGCGAGAGUGGGAACAUGGAGGCGAUCAUUAGGGUGCCAUACGAGGCGGCGGUCCGGGCGGCGCUGGCGGCCCUGGAGCGGAACCUCCUGCCGGACGCGGUGGUCCGGAGGCUGACGCGACUGCUCCUCGCCGGCCGCCUCCGUCUCUGCUAUCUCCCCUCGUCCGACCUCCAGCUCGCCCAACUCCUCCGGUUCAAGCAAUCACUUGAAGAUAUGCCUAUAGCUGUGGAAACUGAUAAAGCAAAAUCUCAGCAUUAUGAGUUACCUACCUCAUUUUUCAAGUUGGUGCUUGGAGAGAACCUAAAGUACAGCUGUUGUUACUUCAAGAACAUAACAAGCACGCUGGAAGAUGCUGAGAAUGCAAUGUUAGAGUUGUAUAGUGAAAGAGCUCAGCUGAAAGAUGGCCAAAAAAUUCUGGAUGUAGGAUGUGGCUGGGGGUCCUUUGUUAUAUACAUCGCAAAAAAAUACAAAAAUUGUAGCAUUACAGGAAUAUGCAACUCAUCAACCCAAAAAACUCACAUAGAGGAGCAGUGCAGGCACCUUCAGUUAUCCAAUGUAGAGAUAAUUGUUGCAGAUAUCACCAAAUUUGAGAUGGAGGCUUCUUUUGAUCGAGUUGUAUCUAUAGAGAUGUUUGAGCACAUGAAGAACUACAAGAUGCUCCUUAAGAAGAUAUCGAUAUGGAUGAAGCAAGAUAGUUUGCUAUUCAUUCAUCACUUCUGUCAUAAAACAUUUGCUUACCACUUUGAGGACAAAAAUGAAGAUGAUUGGAUUACAAGAUACUUCUUCACUGGAGGGACUAUGCCUUCUGCUAACCUGCUUCUCUAUUUUCAGGAUGAUGUUGCUGUCCUUAAUCAUUGGCUCCUCAACGGAACACAUUACGCAAGAACAAGUGAAGAGUGGCUCAAAAGAAUGGAUAGCAACUUGACUUCCAUAAGACCAACUUUUGAGGCUACUUACGGCAAGGAUUCAGCUACCAAGUGGAUUGCAUAUUGGAGAACAUUCUUCAUAUCAGUUGCUGAGCUCUUUGGAUACAACAAUGGAGAUGAGUGGAUGGUUGCACUUUUCCUAUUUAAGAAGAAAUGAGUGGUAUGUGCAUUUUGGAUAUGAUCAUCUGUGAGAAUGCAUAGAUGAAACAUUCAAUAAGCUAGUGUUACUCGUAAUAGUUUGUACUUUAUAGUAAGGUUUUAUAUCUCGGUUCGAUCUUGAUUCCGAUACCCGGAUCAUUCGUAUCGAUCUUUUAUUGAAUUGACAAAUAAGGGUCAACCGAUAUUGGAAAUCAUGUUGUACAAGUAUUUAAACCCUAUUCAUUUAGUAGAUCUGUUUGUUUCGAAA
This is a messenger RNA of Musa acuminata subsp. malaccensis (wild Malaysian banana), 1407 nucleotides long. Its product is annotated as (S)-coclaurine N-methyltransferase. The record is from RefSeq and is a predicted model, not a curated record. Lineage: Eukaryota; Viridiplantae; Streptophyta; Magnoliopsida; Zingiberales; Musaceae.